Rhincodon typus (whale shark) is the source of this 942-nucleotide messenger RNA. Its product is annotated as equilibrative nucleoside transporter 1-like. NCBI's taxonomy places the organism in Eukaryota, Metazoa, Chordata, Chondrichthyes, Orectolobiformes, Rhincodontidae. Bases 1 to 942 code for a protein of 313 amino acids. The transcript has 8 exons. Gene Ontology annotation, molecular function: nucleoside transmembrane transporter activity. Gene Ontology annotation, biological process: uridine transmembrane transport; nucleoside transmembrane transport. Gene Ontology annotation, cellular component: plasma membrane. The record is from RefSeq and is a predicted model, not a curated record.
AUGUAUUGGAGAGAGAGCAGAGUGAUUUACAAGGAUGCUCCCAGCAAUGAGAAACUCCAGCGAUGGGAAUACAGUGAACAAGUUGGGACUGUUCUCGUUGGACAGAAGGGGGCUGCUCUGACCUCUCUCUCUUCCUGGAUAAGGUUCAAGAUCGUCUGGAUGAUCUUCUUCGCCCUGGGACUUGGGACCCUGUUACCCUGGAAUUUCUUCAUGACAGCGAUUGGGUAUUUUAAGUACCAGCUGCGAGAUGUGAAUGUUACCACGGACCGUUUACAUCUGAAUGGAACAGAUGAAGUUGAUGGAACCGAUGGGGUCCGGGAAAACUACCUGCAGGGGAAGUUUGGGAAUAUGAUGACCCUGUGUGCCAUGUUGCCGUUGCUGAUCUUCAGCUGCCUCAACUCUAUCUUGCUCCAGCGGAUCCCAGAAGUGGUCCGGAUCAGCGGAUGUCUUGCUGCUAUCUUCAUUCUCUUCCUCCUCACGUCUAUCCUGGUGAAAGUCUCUCUGGAACCCAUUGUCUUCUUCAGUGUCACUAUGUUGACUAUCGUCCUCAUCAACAGUUUCGGGGCUGUCCUCCAGGGCAGCAUCUUUGGCUUGGCCGGGUUACUGCCUGCUUCAUAUACUGCGCCGAUCAUGAGCGGGCAGGGAAUGGCAGGAACAUUUGCAGCAUUCGCCAUGAUCUGCGCCAUCGCAAGUGGCUCUUCACAAACUGACAGUGCCUUUGGGUACUUCAAUACAGCGUGUGUGGUCAUCCUGCUGGCCAUUCUCGCCUACCUUGCCCUCCCCUACUUGGAGUUCUCUCAAUAUUACUUCAAUAAGGGGAAAAGUGAAUGGAAGAAGGACAAGGGGAAAGAGAAGGACAGGGUCUGCAAGAUGGACCUGAUCAAACAGGCCGAGGAUCUCAAACAAAAAGCAAAAAGGGCAGAAUGUGGUCAGUGGAAAUAA